UCUGCCGCACGUAAUGGCCAUAAGGACAUUGUAUCUCUACUGUUGGAGAAAGGGGCGAGUGUCAACAUGGACGAUGCAUUGGGAAGAGCGACACAUUGGGGCCAUACGGACAUUGUUACAAUGUUGCUGGACAAUGGGGCGGACGUUAAUCAGGCAAUGCCUUGAAAAUUGUUAACAUUGUUUUUCAAAACGAUUCUUUUGUCAUCAUUAAUGCUUUAUAGCCAAUAUUUCGUUUUUA
Messenger RNA from Pecten maximus, 238 nucleotides. RefSeq names its product ankyrin repeat and SOCS box protein 14-like. Lineage: Eukaryota; Metazoa; Mollusca; Bivalvia; Pectinida; Pectinidae. Gene Ontology annotation, molecular function: protein binding. The record is from RefSeq and is a predicted model, not a curated record.